UGUAGGGAUAGGUUUUAUCUGCCGCCUGCGCGUUGGUGAAUCGAAGGAAGGACAUAGGCGCGAGGAUGUGAGAAUCCAAAAGAGCAACUGGACUGACCAUCUUAUUGCCACUUCAGAUAGCCCCCUCUCUCUUUUUUUCUCCAGGUGUGACAAAAUGCUAGACCCCGGGAGCAACAGAGAGUGGGCAACCAGGAGGACUCUGUGACACAGUGAUAACAUUAGUGGAUAACAGAAAAGCAACAGAGAAUAUACAGGAUGGACCUUUCCAACUGCACCGAAGGGGUCUUCACACCGGGGGAGUCAGAUGGGGAGGGUGUCGAGGACACUAACCUACACCCCAGCAAGAUCCUUCUCACCCUCACCCUAUCGGUUGUGGCUGUCUUGACGACAGCCAUCAACUGUCUAGUGAUCACAGCCAUCAUUGUAACCAGGAAGCUACACCACCCUGCCAACUACCUAAUCUGCUCCCUGGCUGUGACUGACCUGCUGGUGGCCGUCCUGGUCAUGCCAUUCAGCAUCGUCUACCUUCAGAUGGAGAGCUGGGUGAUGGGCCAGCUGGUGUGCAACCUCUGGCUGAGCGUGGACAUCACCUGCUGCACCUGCUCCAUUCUCCACCUGGCUGCCAUCGCCCUCGACCGCUACCGAGCCAUCACCGACGCCGUGGAGUACGCCCGCAAGCGCACGGGCCUCCGAGCCGGGCUGACGGUGGCCGUGGUGUGGUUCCUGUCCGUCCUGAUCUCCCUCCCCGCUCUCCUGUGGAGGCACCACAUGGAGGACAAGGACAAGGACCAGUGUCUGAUCACUCACCACCACAUUGCCUUCACCCUCUACUCCACCUUUGGAGCCUUCUACAUCCCCUUGCUGCUCAUCCUGAUCCUCUACUAUAAGAUCUACCGCGCCGCUCAGACGCUGUACCUGCGGAGGGAGGCCAGCCGCGCCAGCCGCCACUCCUGCCUGACCAACGGGAGCAUGAUCCCCUCCGGCCCCCCCGACGAGGAGCCCCAGAGCCCUGACACCCUCGGCCUCGCCGAUAAAUCCUUUUCCGACCCGUCCGCGGAGGGCGACCGCACGCGCAUCACCAUAAAGAGUCCCCGGAGCGAGUUGCGCCGGGAGCGCUCGCUCAGGCCGCAGCGGAUCUCUGGCUCGCGGGAGCGGAGGGCGGCGUCCACGCUCGGGUUGAUCAUCGGGGCGUUUGUCAUCUGCUGGCUGCCGUUCUUUCUCAAGGAGGUCAUUGUCAACACGUGUGACAGCUGCGGCAUGUCUGUGGAGAUAGCAGACUUCCUAACCUGGCUGGGCUAUCUCAACUCUCUUAUUAACCCACUCAUCUACACCAUCUUUAACGAGGACUUCAAAAAGGCCUUUCAGAGACUGGUCAGGUGCAAGCAUUGCCUCUGACAGGGACAGGGAUUAUAACUCAUCCACAUACUGUGCAUGCAUACAUAAACACACACAGGCACAGGUUUGAACUAAGGGCAGAGCAAAUCAACUGAAUGUAAUGAA
Osmerus eperlanus (European smelt) is the source of this 1500-nucleotide messenger RNA. It is a transcript of the gene htr1fa, whose product is annotated as 5-hydroxytryptamine (serotonin) receptor 1Fa. Gene Ontology annotation, biological process: G protein-coupled receptor signaling pathway, coupled to cyclic nucleotide second messenger; adenylate cyclase-inhibiting serotonin receptor signaling pathway; chemical synaptic transmission. Gene Ontology annotation, molecular function: G protein-coupled serotonin receptor activity; neurotransmitter receptor activity. The transcript has 3 exons. The record is from RefSeq and is a predicted model, not a curated record. NCBI's taxonomy places the organism in Eukaryota, Metazoa, Chordata, Actinopteri, Osmeriformes, Osmeridae. Gene Ontology annotation, cellular component: dendrite; plasma membrane. Bases 256 to 1395 code for a protein of 379 amino acids.